CCACGCAUGCGCGGCCGGCGCGGCCUUAAGGGCGGCGGCGGCUCUGGGCAGCCCAGUCGGCCUGGCAGCCGGCUUCCAAACUCGGCCCCGGCGCCUGCGCGGCUGCGGCAGUGGUGGCUAUGGCGGCGGAGGAGGAGGUGGACUCGGCAGACACCGGCGAGAGGACAGGAUGGCUAACUGGCUGGCUGCCCACCUGGUGCCCUACAUCUACAGCACAUCUUAAGGAAGCUGAAGAGAAAAUGCUAAAAUGUGUCCCCUGCACGUACAAGAAGGAGCCUGUUCGCAUAUCUAAUGGAAACAAAAUAUGGACACUGAAGUUCUCGCAUAGUAUUUCAAAUAAAACUCCGCUUGUCCUCCUCCAUGGUUUUGGAGGAGGUCUGGGACUCUGGGUGUUGAAUUUUGGAGAUCUUUGCACCGAUAGGCCUGUCUAUGCUUUUGACCUGCUGGGCUUUGGACGAAGCAGUAGACCCAGGUUUGACAGCGAUGCAGAAGAAGUGGAAAAUCAGUUUGUGGAGUCCAUUGAAGAGUGGAGAUGUGCCCUAGGGUUGGACAAAAUGAUCUUACUUGGUCACAACCUGGGUGGCUUCUUGGCUGCUGCUUACUGUCUGAAGUACCCGUCGAGGGUGAGUCAUCUAAUUUUAGUGGAGCCUUGGGGUUUUCCUGAGCGACCAGACCUUGCUGAUCAAGACCGACCCAUUCCUGUGUGGAUCAGAGCCCUGGGAGCAGCACUGACUCCUUUUAACCCUUUAGCUGGCCUCAGGAUUGCGGGGCCCUUCGGUUUAAGUCUGGUGCAGCGUUUAAGACCAGAUUUCAAACGGAAGUAUUCAUCGAUGUUUGAAGAUGACACUGUGACGGAGUACAUCUACCACUGCAACGUGCAGACUCCAAGUGGGGAGACAGCUUUCAAGAACAUGACAAUUCCUUACGGGUGGGCCAAAAGGCCCAUGCUGCAGCGCAUCGGGAAGAUGCACCCAGACAUUCCUGUCACAGUCAUCUUCGGCGCCCGCUCCUGCAUUGACGGCAACUCUGGCACCAGCAUCCAGUCCCUGCGACCGCACUCCUACGUGAAGACCAUCGCUAUUCUUGGAGCCGGGCAUUACGUGUAUGCAGAUCAACCUGAAGAAUUCAAUCAGAAAGUCAAGGAGAUCUGUGACAGUGUGGACUGAGCGCCGGGAGGUUCUGGUGGAGCUGCUGGCUGGCAGGACUCCUCAGCGGCGAUUCCCCGUCUACUUCGAGGAGAGCAAGUGUAAGAACGAGUCGUCUUCCCGACUGUCCUGGGCACAUGUUUUCUUUAGGAAGUCACUUGCACACUCAAACCAAUUAGUGCCUUCUAAAGGAACAACUUUCUCCUAUACAAAAUUGAAAUGCACAAGAGUCUCCAAACUUAAUAGCUUUAAAUAAAGGGUUAUUUGUCCCUCUGAUGUACUGAAAAAUUGUUAAUUUUUCAAUGAAAAGCUUUUUUUUUUCAUUUUUAUCUAACUUUGCUAGCUGAUUACUUUUAAUAUUGCAGUC
Ochotona princeps (American pika) is the source of this 1512-nucleotide messenger RNA. It is a transcript of the gene ABHD5, whose product is annotated as abhydrolase domain containing 5, lysophosphatidic acid acyltransferase. Gene Ontology annotation, cellular component: lipid droplet. NCBI's taxonomy places the organism in Eukaryota, Metazoa, Chordata, Mammalia, Lagomorpha, Ochotonidae. Bases 120 to 1166 code for a protein of 348 amino acids. The transcript has 7 exons. Gene Ontology annotation, biological process: negative regulation of triglyceride storage; positive regulation of triglyceride catabolic process. The record is from RefSeq and is a predicted model, not a curated record.